This is a messenger RNA of Mus musculus (house mouse), 3953 nucleotides long. RefSeq names its product GIMAP family P-loop NTPase domain containing 1 (gene Gimd1). Bases 149 to 802 code for a protein of 217 amino acids. Gene Ontology annotation, molecular function: GTP binding. Lineage: Eukaryota; Metazoa; Chordata; Mammalia; Rodentia; Muridae. The record is from RefSeq and is marked validated. The transcript is spliced from 3 exons.
AUCAUAUAUGUGAUUGGAACUAAACAGAAAUGAACGGCCACUUGAUGCCAUGGCACAAUCGAAUGAGCUGUAUGAACGGCUACCUACGUAUUGUUCAACUGUGUGGCUUCUGGAAGGUGCUUGCGAUAAGACCUGGAAAUCCUGGGCUAUGACAGACACCAACAAGAUGAUCAUCAACUUGGCUGUCUUUGGCAGGACUCAGAGUGGGAAAAGCUCUGCUGGGAAUGUUCUUUUGGGAAGUGCUGACUUCUACAGUAGCUUUGCUCCAGGCUCCGUAACCAAAGAGUGCAGCCUGGGCCGCAGCUGUCACCUCCAUGGCUUCAUGCGUCGAGGGGGACAAGAGAUCAGCCUUCAGAUACAGGUACUGGACACUCCAGGGUAUCCACACAGCAAGCUGAGCACGAGAUGUGUAAAACAGGAAGUGAAGAAGGCCUUGCUGCAUCAUUUUGGACAAGAGGGUCUCCAUCUUGCUCUGCUGGUCCAGAGAGCUGAUGUGCCUUUCUUUGGACAGGAAGCAUCUAACGCAGUCCAACUGAUGCAGGAACUUCUGGGAGAUUCCUGUAAGAAUUACAUGGCUGUCCUUUUUACCCAUGCAGAAGAACUCGAAGAGGCAGGGUUGAGUGAAGAGGAAUAUUUGCGUGAGGCUUCUGACACACUGUUAACCCUGCUCGAUUCCGUUCAGCACAGAUAUAUCUUCCUGUCCGGAAGAGGAAACUUGUGCAAUGAACAAAGAAUCAAAAUCUUAGAAAGAAUCAUGGAGUUUAUAAAAGAAAAUCAUUUUCAAGUUCUUAGUUUGGCAUAAAAUUUAAGUGAGGAGAAGAGAGCUCCAGGUAUUAAUCAGGGUCAGAAAUCCAAUUUUAUAACCUGCCUUUCUUCACAUGAAUAUGGGGCAUGAGAAUUCCCUGUAUGGCUAUUGAGCCAUUUUGGGGGAAAAAAAGUAGAUAAAAACUAAUAUGAAGGAUAAAAGCUUUCGUGAUAUCAGAAUUAUACUCAUAAGUAUUUAUCCAACAGAAAAGUGUUCAUUUGUGCAAUUAGAAACAUGCAUAUACAAGAAUGCUCACGGUGGUACCAUUCAUCAGAGUCAAAGACUGAAAACUAUCUAGAUGUUUGUUAAUAGAAUAAUAUUCAAAUUGUGGUAUACUAACCCACUGAGAUACACAGUGUGAGGGUGAACAAGCUCAAUCAGCUGUCAUAGCAGUGAUCAACCAUCUAAGUACAACACUAAGAGAAAGAAGCCAGACAUAAAACUCGCUCAAUGACUCCAUUUGUAGAAAGGUCAGCAACAGUCAAAGACUAAUGCAACCUAACUACUCUGGUGUGAAGAAGUGCUGGGUAUCAGCAAAGCAAAAGGAUGCUGUGGGGUAACGGCAGAGAUGUUCGUAAGGCUAGUUCCUGAUCUGGAAGCUGGUUUUACUGGAUGUGUACCCUGUGAAAAUGGAACAAAAUUCCCUGUAAUGUAUGAGCUCAUAACUGUAUCUGUGGGUAUAACUGUGAAAGAAUAAACUUAAUUCCUUUUUAAGAGAUUUAUGUCACUGCUUACUUGAUGCAAGAAAAGAAAGAUUGUGUAGCCAAGCUAGAGUUUGUGUCCUCAUGUACACCGUGUAUACAAUGGGCACUUAAAUAUGUUCUCCAUAGUUGCUGCAAUGAUUAAAUGGAUCGCCAUGAGAGAGAGACUGGAUGUUAGCUUUCUUUUCUGCCUUACCUGCUAGCCCCACUUUGAUUUGUAAAUAUUAAGAAAAACUCAGAGCAAAUCCUUCAGCAAACCCCUAUAAUAGUUCUCGGAGCAGGCUAUUACUGCAGUCUGGACUACAAAGUGGUGACUCUUGUGUGUUUGCAUUGCUAUAAGUACCUGAAUGAUUUGGCCACUUGAGAGAGCUCUUCAGGGUGGUUUUAAUGAGAUGGUGAUAAUGAAAAGAAAGCAAUUGUAGUUAUCAAGAGCCAUGUCCAUCAUCACAAAGGCAGAAUCAUAUCCCUUUCACAUGUGAUUAAAUGUGAAUCUUCCCAGACAGCAGCUAAUUCAUCAACCAUUUUCAUAAAGUUAAUUUGUGGUUUAUUUUACUUCAUUUUGCUUACUGUGAAUAGCCUGUAGUCAUUUCCAUUAGAAGUGGGAUUAUAACUAACGAGUUUCUUCCAAAAGCAGUUCUCAAAGAGCUAGUAUUAUCUGAACCACAGAUAACAUUUAUCAGUCAUCAACUUCCUGUUUGUUAGGUAGACAGCUUCGGAUGGACAGUGACAGACUUAGCCUUAUUUCUCUCCCAUUAUUUUAUUAUAUUGCUGUCAACACCAGACAGACUUAAUUACAAUGGAUGCUUAAUUGAUACAUAGUAUUUGUACAUCUCUAUAGUGUAUUGUGGUAAUUCACUGCUUAUUAUAUAAUAUGUAAUGAUCAAAUCAGGAUAAUAUGCAUUUGACUUCUUAUAUGAAUCAUCAUUUUUAAAUGUUGGGAAUUUUGUACUUCUCUAGUCACUUUUAAAGACAUCAUAGACAAGCUAAGGAUGCACAAGGCCUUAGGUUCAACCUGGUCAAGGCAACACCAAAGCAACAAAGGAUGAACAGGUGUAGGGAAAUGUGAAGUUAAACUGGUAGGUAUACGUUUCAUAUUUGUAUGAUACAGAGCAAUUUUAAUAGAGAACAAAAUAUGUGUCAUCAGUUACAAUAGUUAUAUACUGAGCAGGGUGAGAAGCACCAGAGAUCUCGCCAACUCCAUGAUUCCCACGCUCCUUCAUAUCCAGAAGUUCAAGUUUUCCAUGUUAGCUUGCUUUUCUCCCUUUCUUUCUUUCUUUCUUUCUUUCUUUCUUUCUUUCUUUCUUUCUUUCUUUCUUUCUUUCUUUCUUUCUUUCUUUCUUCCUUUCUUUCUUUCUUUUCUUUAGAUUUCCUGAUAUUAUCAGGUUGAUUUUUCUAACACUUUCCAAUGUUUAUUUUGUAGUUUGGGUAUAAACAUGUUUUCUGCCAAAUAAUAUUGUUACUGAAUUGUCUCCUUUGUUGAAGAACAUGGGUGCUUCUCCUCAUUUGGGCUUAUUUGUUUUAUGUGCCUGUUAUUUCUUGCAUUUUUCUGCCAUUUCUUCUAAUUUUCCUAGUUUGAGAAUGUUGCUAUUUAUCUUGUUUAUUCUCUUUAACUGUUUGGAAGUUUUGCUGGAAUUCAUACUCAGAACAGGAAUCCUGUAUGUUCUCUAUUAUUGCUUGAUAACAAAGUUACAACUGUUUAUUCAACCAAGAAACGUUUCACUGAUAAGCCCUUCAAUUGUGGGUGUUAAGGCAUGCAGAAUACCUUCAUCUCUUCCUUCUUCUUUUCUGCUUCUAUCAUCCUCCCCAUAGAAAAGUUUUUAGGAAUGUUUCUUUUCUUCAUAUAACUGGGUUCUGCAAGACCAUUAACCCAAGACUUCCUUUUAUGGGCUGUCCUGUUUGUUUCAAGAGCCAUUUUAUGCUACUUAAGCCAAACACCCGUCAUAGUUUAAAUUAUUUAUCAGCAUUCACAAUUUCAUUAUGCACUUUCAAAUGAAUCUUGUUUUCAGCUUUGAUUCCUGCCUUUUGCUCUCCAUCCCUGACUUCUCAGUACUAGAAACUUUCAUCUUUACCACUAUUUCCUCUUGUCUUCAUCUUCCUCAAUGUCUCUAGUGAAUGUUUCCCCUCAUAUGCUCUGCAUUCUUGCAUAGUCACUAUUAAAUUCCAAGCAUAUCCUUGAACACACUACUACACAAUAGCAGUAUUGGGUCUUCAUGAUAAUCAGUGUAAUGAAGGAAGGAAAUACUGUGUCUGUUGGGAAUGGGAGUUGACUCUUACGAAUCACUGAAGUGAACUCUUGUUAUUGUGCUUGAGUUGUGCACCUCUUUCUGGAUGACAGUACAUAUAUUUAUCCACAGUCUUAACCAUUUUUUUGGAGAAAACUGCAACUCUCAAGAUACCCAUGUGCGCAGGAUUAGCUCUUGGCAAAAUAAAUGGCAUUCUGGUAGCUA